This is a messenger RNA of Botrytis fragariae, 198 nucleotides long. RefSeq lists its product as uncharacterized. Bases 1 to 198 code for a protein of 65 amino acids. NCBI's taxonomy places the organism in Eukaryota, Fungi, Ascomycota, Leotiomycetes, Helotiales, Sclerotiniaceae. The transcript has 2 exons. The record is from RefSeq and is a predicted model, not a curated record.
AUGACAAAAAGUUGCGCAGCGGUGCGUGUUAAGAAGAGUGAGGAUACUAGUCUGAUACGAGUUUGGAUAUGGGGAUCGAGCUCUAUUAGAUUUACUCGAAGUCAUUUGCUGCGCGAGAGAGCGAGACUUGAUGCGGUAUCUGGAGAGUGCUGGAAACCAAGUUGUUCAUGUCCUGUAGCUGUUUAUCCGAUCCGAUGA